CAUACUUUGACUUCCCACAAUUCAGUGCGCUUAGAAAGUCUUUCGAGAGGACGUUACUAUAAGGGCACCGCAAAAGACCCAUUAUCUGCGACUGAAGAUGGCUGAUGUUAUUGAGGACAAGAUCAAGAACUACAGAACGGCUCCAUUCGAUGCCCGUUUUCCAAACACUAACCAGACGCGAAACUGUUUCCAAAAUUACCUAGACUUUCACAGGUGUAAUAAGGCUUUGUCAAGCAAAGGGCAGGAAACGGCUCCCUGCGACUGGUAUCAGAGAGUCUACAAGAGCCUGUGUCCAAUGAGCUGGGUGGAGAAAUGGGAUGGACAGAUUGAGGAUGGAAGCUUCCCUGGAAAGAUCUAAAUGUUCGCUGUUACCUUAAAUUCAUGAACUCCCCACCUUUUUGUAGAGUACCUCAUAAUAUAUGAUCCUAUUUUGAUGUCGUCUUUUGCCCGCUGGAGGAUGAAAGGUCAUUCAGAGUGCACCUCCGAAUCAUGUGACCUUUUGUCCUUUAGCAUUUUGAGGUCCUACAUAAGCAUCAGCUUUGUCGCUCUACAACUUACUGUUAAAAAUUACAAAAUAAAAUCGCACAAUUCCAAUUGA
Rhinichthys klamathensis goyatoka is the source of this 598-nucleotide messenger RNA. Its product is annotated as cytochrome c oxidase subunit 6B1. The transcript is spliced from 4 exons. Bases 98 to 358 code for a protein of 86 amino acids. NCBI's taxonomy places the organism in Eukaryota, Metazoa, Chordata, Actinopteri, Cypriniformes, Leuciscidae. Gene Ontology annotation, cellular component: respiratory chain complex IV; mitochondrion. The record is from RefSeq and is a predicted model, not a curated record.